Molecule: messenger RNA, 681 nt
Organism: Colletotrichum tamarilloi
Lineage: Eukaryota; Fungi; Ascomycota; Sordariomycetes; Glomerellales; Glomerellaceae
Product: TRI15
Exons: 1
Coding region: 1-681 (226 amino acids)
Biological process (GO): ribosomal large subunit biogenesis
Cellular component (GO): preribosome, large subunit precursor
Source: RefSeq, a predicted model, not a curated record
AUGCUGCACAUGCAGAAGCGCCAUGGGCUCUCUAUUCCAAAUCUCGAAAGUCUGAUAGUAGACCUGGAGACGUUGAUCAAAUACUGUCAUCUCGCCAUGGUCGAGUACAAGGAGUGUCUCUACUGCAGCUCCGUCAGGAACACAGCCCAGGCCGUCCGGCAGCACAUGACGGGCAAGUCACACUGUCGGAUCGACAUUGGCAAGCCAGACUCAGAAUUUAGAGACUUUUAUGAUCUCGGCUCUAGUUGUGGCAGAGACAGCGAGCACAAUUUUGGAUGCCGGCGUUUCGCCGACUCGGACGAAGACAGCAGAGAGUUGGCAUCUGGAAAGGUCGUAUCGCACCGAAAUAGGAAGAAAGCUAAAAAUCACCGGAAGUCUACUCAAGGCCAGAGGAAAUCCAGCGACUCACUGCUGGUUGGUAAAAGUUCACUAAGAGAAGACGCAUCGACAGCCUUGACAGCAAGUGAUGAUAGCAAGAAGGGUCUGACGGCAGCAGCCGUCAAGCGGAACGGAAAUUUUGAGAAGCAAUUAGCCACGCUUCGCCCAGCCGAUCGACAGGUCUUGUCGCACUUGCCGCUCCCACAACAGAGGGCUCUGGUAGCCAAGGCGAAGAAACAGCAAGAGACUUGGAACAGCGAGCAGGUGGCGCAGAAGAUUAAGAUUCAAAUGAAGGCCAGAUAA